GACCGCGGCGGAAGUGCGGGACUCGUAAACUGUCGCCGGGAAGAUAACGUCCUUAGCCAUUUUCUUGUAGACUUUAAUGGAUAAACAGCGCCUUUUAGCUAACUUUGGGUUACAUCUGGCAAUAAACAUGGGUUUAUUCUAAAACUAUAAACGGUUAUAUUGCGUUUUUGUGUUGUACUUGUCAUCGUUUUUGCUUAUUUUAGCCGCGGUAGCUCGGCGCGUGUCGAGGACGAAGGCUGACAAAUGUCAAGACCACGGUCCAGAUCACCAAAUUACAGGAGGUUCCCAUGGGAGGAGCCAGACUUUGAUCCUCACAAAGUCAUUGCAGAACUGGAUGGGAAUCCGUCGGACAGGAGCAGCCGCCCCAGAGAAGAUCCUGAAGAACACUGGAACUAUUUCAGUGAAGACAUGUACCCUGAAGGCCAUAGAAGAUCCCCUCCUUUCUUAGAUGACCGUCAGUAUGGGCAUCAGCGUCAUCCAAACCCGGAGGAAUCUUACCGCCGGAGACCACCAUCACCCCGUCAUGAGGCGAUGGGCUUUGAUGACGAGCGGAGGCUUUCCCCGCUGCAUGUCGGAGGAGGAGAUCCAGAUAGAGGCAGAGGAGGGUUUAGAGAACUCUUCGAGAGUUUUCAAAAGAGGGAGAGGUUGCCCGAGUCGCCUCCAAGGUUUGCGAGGGAAAGAUUGCCGCCGACACCAAGGUCCCACUCUGACCACCAGCAGAGGGAGCUGGGGACGGGCUGGAGGAGAGAGGAGCAGGGUAGGGGUGGAGGAAGGUUCAGAGAGCUCAGUCCUGGUGUGAGGUUGGAUGACCAAAGAGGGGGAGCAGGUAGGGAGAGAGGAAGGAGGAACCAACAGGGUCUUAAUAGAGACAGGCGAAGAGAGGAUCCACAUCAUGAGAGGAGCCCCCCCUUUAAAAGGCAAAGAAGAGAAAUGGAUGACCCCACUCACCUCGGGUACGGGAAUAAGGAGGACUUUGGGGAACAGCGUUACUCAGUGCACACACCCAGAGACAGGUUUGGUGGAGACACUCAGGGGAGCCUCCCCCGUGGAGAAAUCCGCCAGUCGGGACCACUCGUCAUUGAACAUGAUCAUGGCAUUACAGACCACAUAGAGCCGACACAGUGGAAACAAUUUGGCGGUCGCAGAGAUCUCGACCCUGACUUUGUCCGUCAGAGGAGUCCCCGUCCAAUGGGCUCCUCUCAGGAGCGUUUCAGGGAUACGGACAGCAGGUUGGAUGAUCGAGAAGAUGCAAGAGGACGCCAUUUUCAGGACAACUUGAGAGACAAGAACUAUAAUGAAACUAGGAGGAACCCUACACCGCAAGAUAGACCAAACCACAUGAGAUAUGGUAAUCGAGAUGGUCCCGUGAACCACAGGGGGAGGGGUGGUCCUCGCCCAGCAAGAGGCCAGUUCAGUCGUGGCCAGGGUGGAAGGAAUGGACCACCCAGGAAUCAGCCACGCUUACUGCAGCCUGCCAAAGGAUACCAAGAGCUUCCUCGUGAGGAGCAAAGACCGGGCUACCGACCGUUCAGAGAGGAUAGUUUCGAGGAUCCCAUCGAUGGAGAGCCUGACUGGGCAGAAGAAGACAGACUUCAGAAGUGGGAACCUCGCAGGUCUGGAAGUCUGGACCGACACUCACAGAGGGACGACUUGGACCCCAAAAUGCCCCGUCAGAGGGAGCGAGGAUGGAGCAAUCAGAAAAGCAACAACACAGCCAUUGAAACGGAGGAAACGUUAACCAUCAAAGUCGACAUGAGCCGGCCCGUAAACAAAAACAGCUCGCUGUGUUACUCCUCAGACAGGCAGCUCUCUUUGGACCUGGUGAACGUUGGCCGCCAGCGUCUGGACUUCCUGCCCAUGCUGGAGCACUCCGGCACGUACCGGGAGUCCGCCAUGCACACUGGGACCUUCGCCCAGGAGAUCAUCACUCUGGUGCAUCAUGUCAAAGAACAGUAUUUCCGAGAUGAUGGCAUCACUCUGAAUGAACGGUUCUCAUCGCCACAAAAAGGCGGCUACCCUGAAGACGAGGCGGAGGAGGAGCUGACGCUGGACGAGAGAUUCAGUUCAAACCGAGGCUUCAGUUUAAACAUGAACUCGUUGCUGGACGACGACGAGCCGCUGUUCUCCAGACUGGGACCCCUGCAGCCGGUUCGAGGCCCGGGGGACCUGAGACACGACCUGGAGAGGAGGAGACAGGAGAGACUGGAGGGGGUGAAGGUCACCAUCUCAGGGAGCGCCGGGACCCCUGCUGCCCAUUGGGUCACUCAGGUGGGAUUAAACUACUUCUAUGGGUACAGUGACAACAGCGAAAUGUCUCAGAAUGACGACGAAGGUUUCUCCAACUGGCCAGAGGAGCAGAGCCGGAGACGAGAGGGCAACAUGGGACCAAGGAGAGGAGGAGCUCCCUUCAGGCCCAACAACUCCGCCCAGCGCAGGAACAACCGCCCCGUCAACCGGCUCGGACCAAUGAGGCGACAGAACAACCGCAACAACCCAGCAGGUCCAAACUGGUGAUCGGACACUGGACAGGUGCCGUUGAUUUGACUGUAAAAAAAAACAAAAAAAACAGCCACUUAAAAAAGGAUUUUGUCUUCGUCCCGGGCGGAUUCUUAUCGAACUGUGAAGAAAUCUCUGCUCUGUUCUCGGGCAGCAGAUUGAGUGACAAAUUUAUCAGCGUUGAUACCUGCAAAUAUUUUAAAUUCACACCUGUUCUGUCCUUCAUCGUUCCUUUAUUUGUGUCAGUAUUUUCACGUUUCACACUUUCUCUUUAUACGUGUGGUGUUUAAAAUCAAACGCUCGCCUUUUUAUUAUGGCAGCUUUUGUUUUGAAUCGUCUCCAUCUGUACCGUUAGAGAUCUUACUGCAGCUGAAGGUGAAAUACUUAAAAAACAACACGUAUGAAGUUAUGGGACCUUAAACUGACAUUUUUCCUCCCGCCCAGUUAUCAGUGAAGUUUCACGUCACAGAUGAAGAUUUAGCUGCUUGUUGAUUUGUUGUUUUCUUUAUUUGUUUCUUGAUCAUCUGUCUUCAGUUUUGUCUGUACAGCUCAGUAUAACACAACACCAGCCUGACUGUCACAUGACGGUGCCGCUGAAUAAAUAAAACAUUUGUCAAGUUUGA
Molecule: messenger RNA, 3119 nt
Organism: Centropristis striata (black sea bass)
Lineage: Eukaryota; Metazoa; Chordata; Actinopteri; Perciformes; Serranidae
Exons: 11
Coding region: 244-2514 (756 amino acids)
Biological process (GO): positive regulation of transcription by RNA polymerase II
Cellular component (GO): mediator complex
Molecular function (GO): transcription coregulator activity; DNA binding
Source: RefSeq, a predicted model, not a curated record